AUGGCACGAGCCUUCAAAUUCUCAUUUCACGUGGGCGUCGUAACGGCCGCAAUCACUUACAUCUACUUGUCGACGGUGUUCGUCUUCGUCGACCGGUGGUUCGGGAUCUGGUCGUCUCCGGGAAUGUUUCACGUCACCGUUUUCACCUUUUUAGCUGCCAUGUGCGUCACCAGCUACCGCCGCGCUAUUUAUACCGAUCCGGGUCGGGUCCCGGACACUUUCAUGCCCGAUGUUGAGGAUUCCGGUAAUCCGAUCCACGAGAUCAAACGCAAGAGUGGUGAUUUAAGGUACUGCCAAAAGUGUGCUCUCUAUAAGCCUCCUCGAGCCCAUCAUUGCCGCAUAUGUAAUCGAUGUGUACUGCGAAUGGAUCAUCAUUGUGUCUGGAUGAAUAACUGCGUGGGGCACGCAAAUUAUAAAAUCUUCUUUGUUUUUGUGCUUUAUGCGGUUAUCUCGUGCAUUUACUCCCUGGUAUUGCUUCUUGGUAGUGUAACAGUUGAUUCUCAGCAAGAUGCUGAAGAUUCUGACCAAAUCAUACAUGUUAUUUCAGGGUUAUUAUUAGUUCCUUUAAGUUUGGCACUGGGAUUUUUCCUUUGCUGGCAUAUAUAUCUCAUUGUGCAGAACAAGACCACCAUUGAGUACCAUGAAGGUGUAAGAGCUAUGUGGCUGGCUGAAAAAGGAGGCCAACUCUAUUCUCAUCCUUAUGAUCUCGGUCCAUUUGAGAAUUUGAUAGAUAUUCUUGGUCCGAAAACUCUCUGCUGGUUCUGGCCCACGUCAGGACAUAUUGGUUCGGGCCUUCGUUUUAGGACCAAUUACGCAUUUCAAAGAGGCGCGUGGUUUAACACCGGCCUGACUUUUUCUUUCUUUUCUCUUUUCUCACUUCUCUGUAUCUGCAACACCGGCCUGAGCAAGAAACAGAAGAUCGAAAUCCGACUCGUUAGAGUGCUGCCGUCGACUUUAUGCUUGGAUAAUGCGCAAAGCGGCUUUUUUCAAGGAGAGACGAGUGCUUCCUCUCCUCCGUGUGCUAGCCCACCGCAAGUCGAGUCUUCGGAGACCGUACCAAAUGAGGAGGAGCUCGACAAUAAUCGUCAUCGUAAUGAUGGCUUGGUUAUCCCUUCGGAUAAUAUUGAGGAGUUGCUUCAAAGGUUCGAUAAUCCAAAUGAUGGAGAUUUAAACGGUUAUGAUGUUAACCAGCUUACUCACCCGGUUAAUGAAGAUGCAAAUGGUUAUCGCGUUUCAUCCCGAACUGAGUUUGGUGAAGAUGCAGAGCAGGGGAACGAGAGAAAACGAUCGACGAGGAGUUUAAAGAGUACUUCUUGA
Molecule: messenger RNA, 1317 nt
Organism: Striga hermonthica
Lineage: Eukaryota; Viridiplantae; Streptophyta; Magnoliopsida; Lamiales; Orobanchaceae
Source: the annotation of a GenBank genome assembly